Anneissia japonica is the source of this 2699-nucleotide messenger RNA. RefSeq names its product DNA primase large subunit-like. Gene Ontology annotation, cellular component: alpha DNA polymerase:primase complex. NCBI's taxonomy places the organism in Eukaryota, Metazoa, Echinodermata, Crinoidea, Comatulida, Comatulidae. The coding region runs from base 321 to 2252 and encodes 643 amino acids. Gene Ontology annotation, biological process: DNA replication, synthesis of primer. The transcript is spliced from 5 exons. The record is from RefSeq and is a predicted model, not a curated record.
CGAGCGUGUACAAAUGAAAACAACAAACGAGCGGCUGAGAUUGUCAGUUAAAAGAAGUCUAGCCUAGGCCUAGCUGAUUUAAGGGCCUUGUUUUGGCAUCAUGAUUCACAAGAGUGUAAUUUAUUUAUUUUUCUUUUUGGUGAUUUAAAAGAACGAAAAUUUACUACAAUGCGGUUGGGUUACUGAGGUUAGGUAUAGGCUAGGCUUCAGGCUGGUAGUUGGUUCUCGUACGGUAUACCUGACGAGACGUUACCAUCACGUCCAGCUGCUUGUGUCGACUUGUUGUAUUUGGAGGCAACGCUACAGAUAAUAUUACAAUAAUGACCUUCUACAUCAAACCACCAUCAGGACUUACUCUACUGGAAAAUCUUGAGUCGUAUACCUUAACACGUAUGAGAUUUCUACUUAGUGUGGAUGAAUGCGAAUCAAGGAAAAGUGGAUCGGAGCAACAGGGAAGUAUCGUAUCUCUAAAUGCUGACUCUCAGGGUACUAGCAACCCUCAGAGAGGUAGUCCAGAAGGAGAUGACUCUCAGGCAAGUGGUCUCAAAAUAAGUGAACGACAAGGAAGUCUCCAGUGCUUUCAAGCGUUGUUGAGAGAAGAAGAGUAUGUAGCUUACUCAGACUGCUUGAUUGAAGGCUCGAGGAAGGACAGAAUCUCUCACUUUACUCUUCGUCUGGCAUGUUCUAUGGACCAAGACUUGCAGCACUUUUUCAUGACUGCAGAAAAAAAGUUAUUUCACUUUCGAUUUUGUUCUAUGAAUGCCGAAGAAUUGGCUGCAUUUUUGAGAUCAACUCAAAAAUUUCUUUCAAAGCUUCUACGGCGUUCAAAUAAAGUUAUAUCAGAGGGAAAAUUCUCAUUCCUAUUAAAAAACCUGCAUGAUAUUCUGCUGAAAAUAUAUAAUGUUGGUCAAUCCUGGGAAGAUGUUGCACAAAAAUAUGUUGAGGGCAGUGCAGAGGAGGCUGUGGAAGUUCCGUUUCAAUGUGCUUUGGACUUGAUCGCUGAACGAAAGGUGGAGCUUAAUGCAGGGAUGGCAUCCAUUCCAAUUUCAAAGCUUGAUACCAUUAUGUCAGGACUAUUUGAAAAAGUUUUAUGGCAUGGAAUGAUGGAUUCACAGAGGGCGCUAGACAUGGUUCUUGAUGAUGAAAGGAUGGAGGAUCUGUUUGACAAAGUUUGUGGGAUGUUUUCUACUGUGAAGUUGAACAUGUCAUAUAUUUACUCCAAAAAGGGGAACAAUCUUCGAAUGACUCUAAGAGAUGUGGAUAAGAAUGUGGAUGGGUUCCCGCUGUGUAUGAGUCAUCUACAUCAAACUUUAAGAUGGAAACACAGGCUAAGGCACUUCUCAAGGAUUCAGUACACACUAUUUCUGAAAGAUGCAGGCCUAUCUGUAAAUGAUGCAAUUAAUUUCUGGAAGAUGGAGUACUCUCGACCCCAAAAAAGUAAAAUUGAUGCACACCAUGCCUGUUCUCAUUCAUGGAGUAAAGAUGCAAAACGGUACACAUACAGUAUCAGGCAUUUGUAUGGCCUUGAAGGCUCGCAUAUCAAUUAUCGAUCCCAUUCAUGCACGUCAAUUCAGAACACAUGUCUAGGUCAUGGAGAGGAAGGAGGAUGCCCUUAUAAACAUUUUGAUGAACAUUCACUCAUGAAGGCAUUGGCCUUUGAUCGGUUACACCCGAAAGUUGUAACAGAAAUACUUCUAUCUGCAAGAAAUCAUUGUUACGCAGAUGCCUGUUUAAAGCAUCGAAAAGCAAAAUUUGAAGAGUUUCUGACAGAUGAAUGUGUUCCCUGUAACACACUUGAAUCCAAAUUCCUUCCAAAAUUUGAAAAACACAGUUUACCCCGGUUUGACAAUAGUAUUAAAGUGAAGCAAAAGGUGCCAAUGUUUUCUACCAAAGUUCAACGAUUAGUAGAAACUUUACAGGUAAAAAGUGAAACCAGUGAUGAAGAGCUCCCCCUAUUGUCAAUGGAAACUGAUGAUAAAAAGCUUCCUCUAUGGCCAAUAGAACCUAAAGGCAAGCAAGGAGAGGAAUCAAAUUAUGCUUGUUGUGAAAAUGAACCAUUUGUACCAAGUAACGAACAAUUUAUGUGCAAUCCUGAAAUUUCUGAAUUUGAAGAUAAAAUGAAAAAUGUAUUCUUGCAGUUUCAUAAACCAAUAUCAAGACCUAUCGAUUAUUUUAUAAGCUUUCAGAAUCUGUUAGAUGGUCUUAAAAACUUAGAGUCUGAAAAUAUGGAUAAGAUAGUAGACACGGAAUAAAAAAUAACACUUGAUUCAGUUUUUUAAUAUCUUAUGAUUGUAUCCAAAUUUUUAAAGUGAAUUUUUAAAUCAAUGCAAUCAGCUUGCAAUUUUAUGAAAUUUGGGUAUCGUUUCAUCCAGAAAUAAAUUCAGUUUAAUUAAUUAUUAAUGAAUUAAAGAAUAUGUAUCCUUAUGAUUACAGUAUUAUGAUAUAUACCCACAUGUUGAGUUGAAUUGUAUACAUGUGCUAUAAAAAAAUCAAUUUUAGAGAAGGUCUCUCUCAACCUAUUUUACAAAUUUAGAGUUUUAGGAUAUAUUCUGAUUUUAAGUUUAAUUAAUUUUUAAUGAAUUCAAGAAUAUAUAUCAUUAUGAUUACAGUAUUAUGAUAUAUACCCACAUGUUGAGUUGAAUUGUAUACAUGUGCUAUAAAAAAUCAAUUUUAGAGAAGGUCUCUCUCAACCUAUUUUA